GUAUCCCUCCGCCACAAUCGCACUAGGAAAAACAGCUGUGUAGCGAGCUAAAGCUAGCUAACRUCGCCCGUGUUUGUCAGCGGGUUUUCAGUCGUUCCUUGAGCGCACAUCUGCCCUACGAAUCUCAGGAGUGGCCGACUCGUCGUCUGUCAUCCCUUUUAACGAUGAAGUUUCAGUACAAAGAGGAGCAUCCAUUCGAGAAGAGGAGGUCCGAGGGCGAGAAAAUAAGGAAGAAGUAUCCGGACAGGGUUCCUGUAAUUGUGGAGAAAGCUCCUAAAGCAAGAAUAGGAGAUCUGGACAAGAAGAAAUAUCUUGUCCCCUCUGAUUUGACAGUGGGUCAGUUUUACUUCCUAAUUCGGAAAAGAAUCCACUUGCGAGCCGAAGAUGCGCUCUUCUUCUUCGUAAACAACGUCAUUCCACCCACCUCAGCCACCAUGGGUCUGUUGUACCAGGAGCACCACGAGGAGGACUUUUUCCUCUACAUCGCCUACAGUGACGAGAGCGUGUACGGGAGCAGCCAAAGGGAAAUCUGACCCCCCCCCCACACACACAGACACACACACA
This is a messenger RNA of Austrofundulus limnaeus, 564 nucleotides long. RefSeq names its product GABA(A) receptor-associated protein b (gene gabarapb). Bases 165 to 533 code for a protein of 122 amino acids. NCBI's taxonomy places the organism in Eukaryota, Metazoa, Chordata, Actinopteri, Cyprinodontiformes, Rivulidae. The transcript has 4 exons. The record is from RefSeq and is a predicted model, not a curated record.